AUGUACGGAGGGAUGAGGAGGAGGUGUGUUUUGAGGGUGUUUAUGUCGGCGAAGCACAUGACGGCGAACGUGGUGGUGGACGGGAACGACGGGAGGGUGGUGGCGACUGCGUCAACCGUUGAGCACGCGAUCAGGAACGCGUUCGAGUGGGGGAGGAGCUGUAACGAGAAGGCGGCGGCGUCCGUCGGGGAGGUGCUGGCGAUGCGGCUGAAGACGGAGGAACCGGGGAUCGGAGUCCAUUUUGACGUUGAGAAGGAGAUCGAGAAGAAAGGGCAGGACAGCGGAGCGAGGGUGUGGGCCCUAGUUAAUGCUUUGCGGAACAGAGGCGUCAAGGUUGUCACCCACGGUGAUCACAGGAUAGAUUCGUAAAUUCAUCUUUGUACUUUUAUUGUUUUAACAUAAAUAUUUGUAAACAAUUUGUAAUGAUUUCUAA
Molecule: messenger RNA, 433 nt
Organism: Gastrolobium bilobum
Lineage: Eukaryota; Viridiplantae; Streptophyta; Magnoliopsida; Fabales; Fabaceae
Exons: 1
Coding region: 1-369 (122 amino acids)
Biological process (GO): translation
Cellular component (GO): ribosome
Molecular function (GO): structural constituent of ribosome; 5S rRNA binding
Source: RefSeq, a predicted model, not a curated record